Messenger RNA from Rhododendron vialii, 1851 nucleotides. RefSeq lists its product as uncharacterized. The transcript has 2 exons. The record is from RefSeq and is a predicted model, not a curated record. The coding region runs from base 1 to 1851 and encodes 616 amino acids. Gene Ontology annotation, molecular function: RNA-DNA hybrid ribonuclease activity; nucleic acid binding. NCBI's taxonomy places the organism in Eukaryota, Viridiplantae, Streptophyta, Magnoliopsida, Ericales, Ericaceae.
AUGGUAAUAGCAGCCAGAAGGCUAUGGCCAUACUUCCAAGCUCAUCCAAUCAAAGUGUUAACGGACCAACCGCUUCGAAGAAUUCUCCACUCACCGGAGACGUUAGGCCGACUAAUUCAGUGGUCAAUAGAGCUUGGCGAAUUUGAUAUAGAAUAUAAACCUCGAAUUGCCAUCAAGGCACAGGUAUUGGCAGAUUUCCUUGCAGAAUACACAUAUCCAGAGCCGGAGGGGCUCCCCAAAGAAGAACCCAAACCUUGGGUCCCUCAGGUCGACGGAUCAACAACUAAAGAUGCAAGCGGAGCAGGCUUAAUUCUAACAUCCCCGAAAGGACAAUGCCUUAGCUACGCGCUUAGGUUUGAGUUCAAAACAACCAAUAAUGAAGCCAAAUACGAAGCCCUAGUGGUUGGAUUAGAGUUGGCAAGUACCGUUGGAGCUAGCCAUGUGCUGACCAAAAGCGAUUCACAACUGGUUGUGGGACAAGUCCUCGGGGAAUACACCGUCAAGGAAGAGAUCAUGCAAAGGUAUGUGGAUAAAGUAAAGGCUCAAGUUGCGAAAUUGCAAGGCUUCAAUAUUGUCAGAAUCCCAAGGGAGGAAAACAAUGAAACAGAUUAUUUGGCAAAGCUGGCCAUGGCUAAGGAGGACGCUAUUCCACGGAAUACAUCUGUAAGAUACUUAGAGUUGCCAAGUAUCGUCUCCCUAGAUAUACAAGUUCAAGCCAUCAAUUACAGUGACUCAUGGACUGGUCCCAUAGUUGACAACAUAACAAAUGAGACACUACCAGGAGAUAAGGUCAAAGCCAGACAGCUCAAGAUCAGAGCUGCAAAGUACUUGAUGAUGGGAGAUGUGCUAUAUAGAAGGAGUUUUUCAUUACCUUACCUGAGGUGUCUCACCACAACGGAGUCUUUGCAAGCUAUGGAGGAGGUCCACCAAGGAAUAUGUGGGGAUCACCAAGGUGGCCGCAUGCUAGCUUACAAACUCCUCAGGUUAGGGUACUACUGGCCCAGCAUGCAAAAGGAUUGCAACUCUAUGGUACAAAAAUGUGAAAAAUGUCAAUGCUUUGCAAAUAUCAUUCAUGGAUCACCUACGGUUUUAACCCCAAUGAAAGGACCUUGGCCAUUCGCCCAAUGGGGGUUAGACCUGAUUGGCCCGCUUCCCAUGGCUGUGGGCCAGGUCCAGUAUGCUAUAAUAGUUGUGGAUUACUUCACAAAGUGGGUUGAAGCUAAGGCACUGGCCACAAUCACAGCGGAGGGAAUACACGUGCAUUAUGCCUCUAAAAAAGCUAAUGGGCAGGUUGAAGUUACGGAUCGAACCAGCAAAAAAGGGAUUAAGAAGAGGCUGCAAGAGGCCAAAGGAACCUGGCCGGACAAACUUUAUAAUGUGCUAUGGGCAUAUCGAACAACACCCCGAACUACAAUUGGAGAAACACCAUAUUCUCUUGCAUUCGGGGCAGAAGCAGUAGUCCCCAUUGAAGUGGAACUCCUCAACUACAGGACUGCAAGCAUCGACCACCAAGAAAACCAAGAGGAUCUUAGGGCUGAGCUAGAUCUCUUGGAAGAAACAAGGGAAACAGCAAUGGCCAAAAUAGCCAUUUACCAGCAGAGGAUGGUCAAGUACCAUGAAGCACAAGUUAGGCCAAGAAGCUUUCGUACUGGUGAUCUAGUUCUACGGAAAGUAGAUCCCACUGGGAAGAAAGUGGGCAAGCUCGACCCAAAUUGGAAAGGCCCCUAUCAGGAAGGCCCCUAUCAGGUCCUACACCAUGUCAAAGCUGGUGCAUACAGGCUCGCAACCUUAAGGGGAAAAGAACUACCGAACUCAUGGAACGCAGAGCAUCUCAAGAAAUACUACAAGUAG